Astyanax mexicanus (Mexican tetra) is the source of this 6093-nucleotide messenger RNA. It is a transcript of the gene fmnl2a, whose product is annotated as formin-like 2a. The transcript is spliced from 28 exons. The coding region runs from base 639 to 3923 and encodes 1094 amino acids. Gene Ontology annotation, biological process: regulation of cell shape; cortical actin cytoskeleton organization; cell migration. Gene Ontology annotation, molecular function: actin filament binding; small GTPase binding. Gene Ontology annotation, cellular component: cytosol. The record is from RefSeq and is a predicted model, not a curated record. Lineage: Eukaryota; Metazoa; Chordata; Actinopteri; Characiformes; Acestrorhamphidae.
AGAGUUAGUAGUAGAGUUGAGCUGUUGGGAAACGGGGAAACUUCAACUACCAGCAUGCACCAGAGGUGAACACGGUCUCCACAAGUAGGGAGCGGGACUCCUGGCACGCCCAGAAGUGGGAGGCCAGUGUGAAAGGGAGUAUUGUGUUGGGAUGCGAUUAUUGUAAACGGGGCGCAGAGCGGAGCAGUGAAGAGAGAGGGGAGCUUCAGGAACUGUGGAACUGGUCAGUACUGGAAGGAUUAACCACUAAGUCUGAAUCAUGAACAGCGUCACCUAUACAGCUCACUGGGAGUGGUGUGGAAAUUGUGCAAGAUACGGAUAAGACACGUGUGUUUUUUUUUCUUUACUCUUAAAUGCUGCACUUCUUUAAAGUUAUUGCUGAAGCUCCCCUGCCCUGGCGCUACACUAAUACCCACUCAACUGCUAGCUUAAUAAUGCUGGAGAGAGAGGCGGACGGCUGGAUCGGUCGGAUGAUGUUUUUUUCUUCGUGGAUUUUUCGUGGAGUGCCACAGCAAGGAUAAAAAGUCCGUCAGAGAGCUUACACAGCGCUCACCGAGACAGAAAACCAAAAAAACAGAGCUACAGAACACGCAGAAAUCACAGCGGACAAGUAACCAACACAACAGCUGAGUAAAAACAUGGGCAACGCGGGGAGUAUAGACCAACAGGCUGACAUGAGGGGACACGGCAUGCCUCUAAAACUGCCCAUGCCCGACCCGGGAGAAUUAGAGGAAAGAUUCGCCAUUGUUUUGAAUUCUAUGAACUUGCCUCCAGACAAAGCCAGGCUACUGCGGCAGUACGACAACGAGAAGAAGUGGGAGCUCAUCUGUGACCAGGAACGAUUCCAAGUUAAGAACCCUCCUCACACAUACAUCCAGAAGUUGAAGAGUUAUCUGGACCCUGCAGUCACCAGGAAGAAAUUCCGACGGAGGGUGCAGGAGUCCACCCAAGUCCUGAGAGAGCUGGAAAUUUCAUUAAGGACCAACCAUAUUGGAUGGGUACGUGAGUUUCUAAAUGAGGAGAAUAAAGGCUUGGACGUGCUGGUGGAGUAUCUCUCGUUCGCACAGUACGCUGUCACGUUUGAUGGUGACAGUAUUGAGAAUGGUGCAGAUAACGCCAUGGACAAGUCUAAAUCUUGGAGUCGCUCUAUUGAAGAUCUUCAUGGGGGUAGCAAUCUACCAUCUCCUAUUGUUGGGAACAACAUCAACAGAGCUGGGAGGCACUCAACGUUAAGAUGCAACACGUUGCCCAGCAGAAGAACGCUGAAGAAUUCGAGAUUAGUUUGUAAAAAAGACGAUGUUCACGUCUGCAUCAUGUGCCUACGAGCCGUCAUGAACUACCAGUACGGCUUCAACAUGGUCAUGUCCCACCCACAUGCUGUGAAUGAAAUUGCACUAAGUCUGAACAACAAGAAUCCCAGGACGAAAGCUCUGGUGCUGGAACUGCUGGCUGCUGUGUGUUUGGUGAGAGGAGGACAUGAAAUCAUCCUGUCUGCUUUUGAUAACUUUAAGGAGGUUUGUUCAGAAGAGCAGAGAUUUGAGAGGCUGAUGGAGUACUUCAAGAAUGAGGACAAUAACAUUGACUUCAUGGUGGCGUGUAUGCAAUUCAUUAACAUUGUGGUCCACUCGGUAGAAGAUAUGAACUUCAGAGUGCACCUACAGUAUGACUUCACAAAACUGUGUCUGGAUGAAUAUCUGGAUAAACUGAAGCACACUGAGAGUGAUAAGUUACAAGUACAGAUCCAGGCAUACCUGGAUAACGUGUUUGACGUGGGAGCUCUGUUGGAGGACGCUGAGACGAAGAACGCAGCACUGGAACGAGUGGAGGAGCUGGAGGAGAACAUGUCGCAUUUGACAGAGAAGUUGCAAGACACAGAAAAUGAAGCCAUGUCGAAGAUUGUAGAACUGGAGAAACAGCUAAUGCACAAAAACAAGGAACUUGACGCUGUUCGGGAAGUGUACAAGGACGUAAACACGCAGGUACACACGUUAAAACGGAUGGUAAAAGAGAAGGAUGAGGCCAUUCAGAGGCAGUGCAAUCUCGAGAAGAAGAUCCACGAACUGGAGAAACAAGGAACUAUUAAGAUCCAGAAGAAAGGAGACGGUGAUAUCUCCAUCCUGGCCUCGGCUCCGUCCACUAACGGUCUGCUGGUGGGGACAGAACACAUUGGAGAAGCGCAUGUGGGUAGCAUAUCUGGUCUUGUUGGACCUGUUAAUGGAGAAGGACAUGGCAUGAUCAUGCCACCACCCCCACCUCCACCUCCUCCUCCACCUAUGUCUGCAUCAUUACCAAACGGCCCAUCAGCUAUUCCUGAGCCUCCCCCUCCACCUCCUCCCCCUCCACCUCCUCCUCCUCUCCCCGGGCCUGCAUUGGAAAUUUCUGCCCCUCUGCCCCCUCCUCCACCCCCCAUGGCACCCCCACUUCCAGGCUGUGGGUCUCCUACAGUCAUCUUCAACUCAGGACUCGCAGAGGGACCCAUCAAACUGUUCUCAGUGAAAAUUAAGAAGCCAAUCAAAACCAAGUUCCGCAUGCCAGUGUUUAACUGGGUGGCACUGAAGCCCAACCAGAUCAACGGCACCGUCUUCAACGAGAUCGACGACGAGAGGAUACUGGAGGAUCUGAACGUAGAUGAGUUUGAAGAGAUGUUUAAGACGAGAGCUCAGGGUCCUGCUAUCGACGUCACAUCCAGCAAACAGAAGACCAUCCAGAAAGGCCCAAAUAAAAUCACCUUACUGGACUCCAACAGGGCCAAGAACCUGGCCAUCACACUCCGGAAAGUGGGCAAAACUCCUGAGGAGAUCUGUAAAGCCAUUCAGAUGUUCGAUUUGCGGACGUUGCCGGUGGAUUUUGUGGAGUGUCUGAUGCGGUUUAUCCCGACGGAGCCUGAAGUGAAGGCGUUGCGUCAGUAUGAGAAGGAGAGAAAGCCGCUGGAAAACCUCACAGAUGAGGAUCGCUUCAUGAUGCAGUUCAGCAAGAUUGAGCGCCUCAUGCAGAAGAUGACUAUCAUGGCAUUUGUAGGAAACUUCUGUGAGAGUGUCCAAAUGCUCACACCGCAACUGCAUGCGGUUAUUGCAGCAUCUGUAUCGAUCAAGUCUUCACAGAAACUCAAGAAAAUCCUAGAGAUUAUUUUGGCUCUUGGGAACUACAUGAACAGCAGUAAAAGAGGGGCGGUGUACGGCUUCAAACUUCAAAGUUUAGACUUGUUAUUAGACACUAAAUCCACAGACCGGAAGCUAACCUUGCUCCACUACAUUGCAAAUGUAGUAAGGGAGAAGUACCAGCAGGUGUCACUCUUCUAUAAUGAGCUUCAUUAUGUGGAGAAGGCUGCAGCAGUAUCUCUGGAGAAUGUGUUGCUGGAUGUGAAAGAGCUGCAGAGAGGGAUGGAUCUGACUAAGAGAGAGUACAGCAUGCACGGCCACAACACACUCCUCAAAGACUUCAUUCAGCACAACGAAAGCAAGCUCAAAAAACUACAGGAUGAUGCCAAGAUUGCACAGGAUGCCUUUGAUGAAGCAGUGAAGUUUUUUGGUGAAAGCGCGAAAACCACCCCUCCUUCAGUCUUCUUUCCUGUGUUUGUGCGCUUUGUGAAGGCAUACAGGCAAGCAGAAGAGGAAAAUGAGGCGAGGAAAAGGCAGGAGCAGUUAAUGAUGGAAAAGCUGCUAGAACAGGAAGCCAUGAUGGAGAUGGAGGAUCAAAAGUCUCCUUCUCAUAAAAAUAAGCGACAGCAACAGGAGUUGAUAGCUGAAUUAAGGAAGAAGCAGGUGAAAGACAGUCGGCAUGUUUACGAAGGGAAGGAUGGAGCGAUCGAAGACAUUAUCACGGCCUUAAAGAAGAAUAAUAUUACUAAAUUUCCCAAUGUGCACUCGAGGGUAAGGAACUCGUCCACUAGCACCCCAGUGGUGAUGGAUGGUACUCAAACCUGAUCUAAGAAACCAGCCUUACAGGCGCGCCGACGCAGUGAGGAGGAGCGUCCGGAGACGCUUCGAUGAUCAGAACUUGCGGCCAAUCAACAAUGCAGAGGUGGUCAUGUAAUGAAGGCAGAGCGGAUGUGAUUGGAUGGCGGCGGAGGGAGUGGAAGCGGGGCCUUGUAGCCUCUCUGUGAAAAAUGGACUGAAGUGAAGGAUUGAGGAAAGACUGUGGAAGUUGCUCUGAAAGGUCAAAAGGUUAACGCUACCUUUGACAAGCCAAGUGCCUGAAUUUUAAUAUUGUGUAUUCGGAUGUUUGUUUGUUUUUUUAUGUCAUAUGUGGUUUUUACUUCGAGCAAUAGGACUUAAUCUGGCGUUCCCUUUUAAAGAGAAAGAAAAAAGACACCUAAACGGACGUUAUCCGGUGUAUUCCCACUGUAUCUUCUCUGUGGAAAGAGUAAUAAUGGGAAAUGGUCCACAGCUGUUUACAAUACACUUUCUCACACAUAUUAUUACUAUUUAUAUAUACUAUGAAAAUCCAUAGUAACUUCUGACAUUCCAGUGCUAAUUGCCAUAUCGCUUUGCACAGCCUGGUUCCCCUGGAUUUUUUUUUUUUUUUUUAACAAGGGCUUUAACAAGUGUUUCCUUAAAGAUUCCAGGCAAAGCUCCUGCUCCUGCAAAUCCUUAAGAAUGCUGCCGAAUGGAGGAAACCUAACAAAACAAAAAAAAAACACAAAACAAAAAAAGCUAUUGCUAACCACACAUGGCUUUUGUAGCUUUUAAAAGCAAGUCUUUUUUUAAUAAAAAAAAAAAGGAAAAACAGCGAUGGAGGAAGUGUAGAAGAGAAAGUAUUAUGAAAGGGUUUUGUAAAGUAAAGUACAGUAGGUGGUACUACUCUAUGGUAAUGUGAACUGUAUAUAAAUUUAAGCAUUAACACAAUCAUCAUCCUCAUCAUCAUCAUCAUCAUCUCCAGCUAUCAUCAGUGUUAAUGGACCAAGUACAGAAAGCAGCUCACCUUGAGCUUGAAUUACAAAUUAAAGCAUCACAAACUGUGUGCUGCCUUUAAUCACAAGGCAAGUUUUUUUUCUAAGCUGGAAUCCAGUAAAGUAAAGUAAAUUAACUAGUUGAGUCUAUCAAAAAUGCCAUUUAAAGGUCACAGAAGGAAAAAGCUCCAGAUGAGGGGAAUAUAGACCAAGUUAUAAAGACCACAGCAGAUUGACAGACAUACAGAUGUCCUGUAUGUUGAAUGGUUACUGUUUUAGUACAGAUACAGUAUAUACCAAAGAAUAAAUACAAACAAACCAACCAACCAACCAACCAACAGCUAAGGCACAGCAAUGAUACUUAAUUCAGUUCUCAUUUAAAAAUAAAAAAAGACAAAACAAACAAAACUGGACACUAUGAACUAAUUUAAGGUGUUUUUUUAAGGCAUCUUGUAAUCACUAAGUGCGUAUUUGUAAUACAGUUUUUAACCACUGAAGCACUCGGAUCGCACUCUAUUCUCCAUUUGGCUCACAUACAGUAGUUCACUCAGCAUAAUUUAAGAUGAGAUAAGAGUGCCAUUUCUCCUGAGUAUCUAGAUCUAUUUAAAAACACCAGCUCAAAGCAACGAGAAAGACCAGCAUCAAAACAACGGGAACAAUGUGUGCUAUAAAAUCUUGCUCUUUUUCUUUUUUUUUUUUUAACACUUCUUAACCUUCAUUAGCACAAGGUUAAUAUUGUACAUAUUGUUUAAAACUGCUUAAAAAUUUCGAUUUCGACAUCCUGUGUUCCACCAUUUGAAUGUUAUUUUAACUUAUAGUUUUUCAUUUUUUUGUAUAUUUAAUUAAACCCAGCCAUGAAUCAGGUGUAUCUCUAACGGCAUAUGUAGCAGAGGGCUCUGACUGUACGCUUGCCUGGCAGUAUUAAGGCAUUAGAAUAACUGACACAAUCUGACACCAUACGUAUUCCUAAUGCAUAAAUAAAUACAGGCACACGUCUCUAAUGCAGCGUUCUCAUGUCCUUAUGCAUUCCAUUCCACUUACACAACUGGAUCCGACUGGCAUGUGUUCUUCAUUCUCUCUUUCUAAUCAGAAAUGUAUCUUUAGGCAUUGUAUGCUUCCAGCAGAACUCUGAACUGAUUUUUUAAUAUGUUUUGUUAGAUCCACAGUUUGUCAAUGCCGAUGAUUAAAUAAACUGUUGCAUAUCA